Messenger RNA from Phyllostomus discolor (pale spear-nosed bat), 1279 nucleotides. RefSeq names its product matrix metallopeptidase 23B (gene MMP23B). Gene Ontology annotation, cellular component: extracellular matrix. Lineage: Eukaryota; Metazoa; Chordata; Mammalia; Chiroptera; Phyllostomidae. Gene Ontology annotation, molecular function: zinc ion binding; metalloendopeptidase activity. The record is from RefSeq and is a predicted model, not a curated record. Bases 62 to 1243 code for a protein of 393 amino acids. The transcript has 8 exons. Gene Ontology annotation, biological process: proteolysis; extracellular matrix organization; collagen catabolic process.
UGGCUAUUCGCGCUCCUGCAGGUCCCGCAGCCCCGACAGUGAGUCGGAGUCCGGAGGAGCCAUGGCCCGCGGGCCCUGUGUCUCCCGGGCGUCCUGGGGCACCCUCGGGCCGGCCGGCCGGCUGGGGGCCCUGCUGGGCGCCCUGUGCCUGCUGCCUGUCCUGGCGCUGCUGGCCCGGAUCGGGCCCCCCGCCGCCUGGCCCUCCGCGACCGCAGCGCAGGGAGAGGCCACGCCCCGCCCCGCGGGGGUCCCCACUAUCCCAGGGCCCGGCCCGCUGCCCCACCAGGCACCCCGCAGGCGCCGGUACACGCUGACCCCGGCCAGGCUGCGCUGGGACCACUUCAACCUCACGUACAGGAUCUUAUCCUUCCCGCGGAACCUGCUGAGCCCCAGGGAGACCCGGCAGGGCCUGGCCGCCGCCUUCCGCAUGUGGAGUGAGGUGUCCCCGUUCAGCUUCCGCGAGGUGGCCGCCGAGCAGCCCAGCGACCUCCGAAUAGGCUUCUACGCGGCCAACCACACAGACUGCCUGGUGUCCGCGCUACACCACUGCUUCGACGGCCCCACGGGCGAGCUGGCCCACGCCUUCUUCCCCCCGCACGGCGGCAUCCACUUUGACGACAGCGAGUACUGGGUCCUGGGCCCCACGCGCUACAGCUGGAAGAAAGGAGUGUGGCUCACCGACCUGGUGCACGUGGCGGCCCACGAGAUCGGCCACGCGCUGGGCCUGAUGCACUCGCAGCACGGCCGCGCGCUCAUGCACCUCAACGCCACGCUGCGCGGCUGGAAGGCGCUGUCGCAGGACGAGCUGUGGGGGCUGCACCGGCUCUACGGCUGCCUGGACCGGCUGUUCGUGUGCUCGUCCUGGGCGCGGAGGGGCUUUUGCGACGCCCGCCGCCGGCUCAUGAAGAGGCUGUGCCCGAGCAGCUGCGACUUCUGCUACGAGUUCCCCUUUCCCACGGUGGCCGCCACCGCGCCGCCCCCCAGGACCAAAACCCGCCUGGUGCCCGAGGGCAGGAACGUGACCUUCCGCUGCGGCCAGAAGAUCCUGCACAAGAAAGGCAAAGUGCAUUGGUACAAGGACCAGGAGCCGCUCGAGUUCUCCUACCCCGGCUACCUGGCUCUGGGCGAGGCGCACCUGAGCAUCAUCGCCAACGCCAUCAACGAGGGCACCUACACGUGCGUGGUGCGCCGGCGGCAGCGCGUGCUCAGCACCUACUCCUGGCGAGUGCGCGUGCGCAGCUGAGCGCGCGGCGGGCCGCCCAUAAAGCGCUUUCUCUCU